CACAGCUUGCGAUUGAGCUAUCGUCAGCCACCGCACCUAACCCAUAUUCGGCUCGAUCUUCUACCUGGUUCAUCUUCAAGAACAUCUGUCGAGAUGGCUACCACCGCUAUGGACUACGAGGCUGCUAAUGGCGAUCGAUACGAAGAUGAGGCACCUCGCUACGAGCGCGACAACCGAAGCGCUUCGCCCCGUCCCCGUGACGACAACGAGGGAAGCCGCCGUCGCUCUGCAUCGCCCGGCGGCCAUGGCGACAGCAACAUGAAGGAUGUUUCCGCUCCCCGAGACGAUGAUGAUGGUGCUGUAAACCCUGGCUCUAACCUCUUCGUUACCGGCAUCCACCCCAAGCUCACCGAGGCCGAGGUCUCCAAGAUGUUUGAGAAGUAUGGCGAUGUCGAGAAGUGCCAGAUCAUGCGCGACCCUCACACCAAGGAAUCCCGUGGUUUCGGAUUUGUCAAGAUGGUCACCUCCGAGCAGGCCGAGGCUGCCAAGGAAGGCCUCCAGGGCGAGCAGAUCGAGGGCCGAACAUUGAGCAUUGAGAAGGCCCGUCGAGCUCGUCCUCGCACCCCGACUCCCGGCAAGUACUUUGGCCCCCCUAAGCGAGAGCCUCGUCCUCGAUACGACGACCGCCGACGUGGUGGCUACGGUGGCGGCGGCGGCUACGGCCGCGACGACCAGUACCGCUACCGUGGUUACGAGCGCAACUACGAGCGACGAUACGAAGAGCGUAGCGGCGGCGGCAACUACGGCGGUCGUGACUACGACCGUGGCUACCGUGAAGAGCGACGCUACGAAGACCGUGCCGGUGGUUAUGGCGGCCGUGACUACGACCGCGGCUAUGAGCGCCGCGAGCGCGAUGAGGGCUAUGGCCGGGACCGCUAUGCCGGCCGCGAGGAUCGGGAUCGCUACGGCCCCCGUGGUGGUGCUCCUGCCGGCGGCUCCUCAGGUGGCUACGAACGUGAGCGAUACGACCGCCAAGGCGACCGCGACGCCCCCCGAACUCGAGACCCAGCUGCCAGCGCUGGAGCUGCCGGCUACAGCGAGUCUGCCUCUCGUUCCGAGACGCGCGACGCCUAUGGAGGUUCGGGCUACUACUGA
Messenger RNA from Fusarium vanettenii 77-13-4, 1095 nucleotides. RefSeq lists its product as uncharacterized. The record is from RefSeq and is a predicted model, not a curated record. Gene Ontology annotation, molecular function: RNA binding. The transcript is spliced from 4 exons. The coding region runs from base 94 to 1095 and encodes 333 amino acids. Gene Ontology annotation, cellular component: spliceosomal complex. Gene Ontology annotation, biological process: positive regulation of mRNA splicing, via spliceosome. NCBI's taxonomy places the organism in Eukaryota, Fungi, Ascomycota, Sordariomycetes, Hypocreales, Nectriaceae.